This is a messenger RNA of Saccostrea cuccullata (small rock oyster), 1848 nucleotides long. RefSeq names its product prenylated Rab acceptor protein 1-like. Gene Ontology annotation, cellular component: Golgi apparatus. The coding region runs from base 88 to 687 and encodes 199 amino acids. The transcript has 6 exons. Lineage: Eukaryota; Metazoa; Mollusca; Bivalvia; Ostreida; Ostreidae. The record is from RefSeq and is a predicted model, not a curated record.
AUAAAUUCACGUACAACUUAUUUACGAAUCCACGUCACUCUGUCAUCAAAAAACAAAACUAAAUUUUUCUCCAGACUUAAGACUAGGAUGACAGAUAAUUAUGGUUCAAAGUUGGAAGGAAAUAUAGAUAUUCCUGAGGUUGACCAAAAUUUCAAGGGAUCAUUUUUAUCUUCUGCUCUACAGUCAAGGAUGUCUAUAUCACUGUCUAAUGUAAAUGCCAGAGAAUGGUUCACCAAGACCAGAGAGGGUGUCAAACCAUGGGGAGAGUUCUUCAAUUUCAACAAGUUCAAAGUUCCCAAGUCCGUAGCACCUGUUCCCAAGCGCGUGGUGCGGAACAUUGAACAAUUCCAGAGUAACUACAUGUUUGUCUUCGGUGGUCUCAUUGUUUUCUGCAUUUUGACAUCUCCCUUAUUGUUGGUGGCAAUAGCUGUCUGUCUUGGAGCUUGCUACAUUAUAAGUCUGAAAAACCAGGAGAGAAAAGUCAGAAUAUUAGGAAAAGAAUUAAGUUUGGUCCAGCAGUAUGCUGCUGUUGGAUUGUGUUCUUUUCCUAUUUUCUGGUUGGCUGGAGCAGGAUCAGCUGUUUUCUGGGUCAUAGGUGCCUCCUUCUUUGUGAUUAUGCUGCAUGCUUCAAUGUACAUAACAGCAGAGGAGUCGGAAGCUAUAGAGCUUGAAAUGGAGGAAGUCUAGACAGGCUUCAGGCUUAUUCUUCUUAUACUGUGUAUACUGUGGCAAUAUCAUUCAUGUUUGUCACUUCAGAGGGCAAGGGAACUCACCAAUAUUUCCAUGUUAGUGAAAUCCUAUUUUUGACCAUCAUUUGGGGUUUUAUUUCACAAUUUCUGUGUGUAACCAUUUGGUAUACAAUCAUUUUGGUAUGGUGACAAUCUAUGUGCGAGCAUGUAACGUCAAAAUGUUUCCAAUGUUAUAACAUGACCUAUUUCUGUGCCAUUUCACGUCCACCCCAUACAGAGAAUUAUAGAAGAAACUUAUUUAUUUAUUGAAGACUCUAUAUUCAGAAUAUAUUUGUAAACAAAUAUUUUCAAUGAGACUUUUAACAUUAGCAUGUAUAUUUUAAGUGCAUACUGAACAAGGAUAGAUCAGAAAAUUGGUGUCCUCAGUUAUGUAUAUUCAAUUAUGUCUCCAUGCAAUCAUUUUAUUUUGCUAAAAUUUUAUGCUCACCUACAAAAAAAUCAUGAGUAAAUCUAGCUUGAUUUUCUCCAUUAAUCUGAUUUACAAGGAAAGACAGAUUCAUGCAUAUGGGGAAUAAUUGGGACUGUGUGUAAAUUACACCCCCCCCCCUUCCAAAAAAAAAAUUAAAUAAAAGUUUGAGUGUAAAGUUAAGAAGCUGUUAUUGUAAUUUUCUUUUAGGUAUAGAAAUGAUUUUCUAAACUACCAUUUGUCAAGAUUUUUUUCUUCACAGCUGUAAAUAAUUAUGGGAAUGCAAGACAUUGUCACUUUUGAAAAACAUUUACAUGCAAUUUAUUUUGCAGUUAUAAUUUAUCUGUAUCUAUGCAUGAUAUAUGUAUAUGAAUCUCAUUAAUCAUAUGAAUUGUAUUAAUCUUGUGAUGAAUUUUGUUAUCAUGUAGGUAUCGGGAUCUUCAUGUAAAGGUGAUAUAACACGCAGUCUAGGAAAAAUGCCAAUACAUUUGAUACAGUGUAAAUUGAUAAGGAAUGAUAAAAUCAUUUAUUUAAAAAAACGUCAUAAAACAAUAUUAAAAUACAUAUAUUCAUUGAUUUAAAUUGUUUCUGGUGUUGUUGUUUUUUUGUUGAUGAUGUAAAAUUAAAUGCCUUUUGGUACGCUUUUAAAUGAAAUAAAUAUUUUGAAGGGAAUAAAAGCUUAUUAUUUUAGAA